Molecule: messenger RNA, 1849 nt
Organism: Lepus europaeus (European hare)
Lineage: Eukaryota; Metazoa; Chordata; Mammalia; Lagomorpha; Leporidae
Gene: SLC38A5
Product: solute carrier family 38 member 5
Exons: 16
Coding region: 80-1525 (481 amino acids)
Biological process (GO): serine transport; glycine transport; L-glutamine transport
Molecular function (GO): glycine transmembrane transporter activity; L-glutamine transmembrane transporter activity
Source: RefSeq, a predicted model, not a curated record
GGGGACAGGAACUAAAAGGACAGUGCCAGAGAGGCACUGUGAGUCUAGGGUCCGGGACAAGAAGCUGUCUCAGCUCUGAAUGGACAUCUCAUCUGCUGUGGGGAUGGAACUGCAGGAUCCAAAGAUGAAUGGAGGAGCCCUCCCUGCCGAUGCUGUGGGCCCCAGUCAGGAACAUGAGGACUUUCUGCCCAGCGAUGAUCCUGUCCCUGAGAGGAAGCCGGUCCAAUUCAUGGAUUUUGAGGGGAACACAUCAUUCGGGAUGUCAGUGUUCAAUCUCAGCAAUGCCAUCAUGGGCAGCGGCAUCCUGGGGCUGGCCUAUGCCAUGUCCCACACAGGCGUCAUCUUCUUCCUAGCCCUGCUGCUGUGCAUUGCCCUUCUGUCUUCAUACUCCAUCCACCUCCUGCUGACCUGCGCCGGUGUUGUAGGCAUCCGAGCCUAUGAGCAGCUGGGACAGAGGGCAUUCGGGCCUGCAGGGAAGGUAGUGGUGGCCGCCGUCAUCUGUCUGCACAAUGUUGGGGCCAUGUCCAGUUACCUGUUCAUCAUCAAAUCCGAACUCCCCCUGGUUAUUGGCUCCUUCCUGCCCAUGAGCCCUGAGGGGGACUGGUACUUGAAGGGCAACUUUCUCAUCAUCAUUGUCAGUGUGAUAAUCAUCCUGCCCCUGGCCCUCAUGAAACACUUGGGUUAUCUGGGAUAUACCAGUGGUCUCUCUCUGACCUGUAUGCUGUUUUUUCUUGUUUCGGUCAUCUAUAAGAAAUUCCAGAUUGGCUGUGCCAUAGGCCGCAAUGAGACAGCAGUGACGAGUGAAGACUCCCCAGACGUCCCCAAGCAGGGAUUCAACACCAGCUGUGAGGCCCACAUGUUCACAGUUGACUCUCAGAUGUCCUACACGAUUCCCAUCAUGGCUUUCGCCUUUGUCUGCCACCCUGAGGUGCUGCCCAUCUACACGGAACUCUGCCGGCCCACCCAGCGCAGGAUGCAAGCCGUGGCCAAUGUGUCCAUUGGGGCCAUGUUUUUCAUGUAUGCACUCACAGCGACCUUUGGAUACCUCACCUUCUACAGCAGCGUGGAGGCAGAGUUGCUACACAUGUACAGCCAGAGGGACCUGCUCAUCCUCUGCGUGCGCCUGGCUGUGCUGGUUGCUGUGACCCUCACCGUGCCAGUUGUUCUGUUCCCUAUCCGCCGGGCCCUGCAGCAGCUGCUCUUCCCAAGCAAAGCCUUCAGCUGGUUACGGCAUGUGGCCAUAGCUCUGAUCCUGCUGGUGUUGGUCAACGUCCUUGUCAUCUGUGUGCCAACCAUCCGGGAUAUCUUUGGAGUUAUUGGGUCAACCUCAGCUCCCAGCCUCAUCUUCAUCCUUCCCAGCAUUUUCUACCUCCGCAUUGUACCCUCUGACACGGAGCCCCUCUUCUCCUGGCCCAAGAUCCAAGCUCUGUGCUUUGGCAUCCUGGGGGUCCUCUUCAUGGCCAUCAGUCUAGGCUUUAUGUUUACCAACUGGGCGACAGGCCACAACCACAUGUCUGGACACUGACCAUGCAUGGCUUGGGUCCCUGUGCACGUGUGCAAGUGUAUGUGGUGGGGCGGGGGUACUCUCCAGGGACCCUCCAGCCUGGUAUGUAGAGGUGGCUGGUUCCCAUUAGUGUGGCUGUCUGAGGUGAGAGACAGCAGAGGUGUCCCUCCUCCCCAAGGAGCUGAGCUUGGAUCACGGCUCUAACCCCACCCCGAUCCCUAACCUCACAGGGGGAGAGAAGGCUGGGUCCUUGGGAAGCCCAAGCCCAGUCCUCUCCACCUCCUCUUGUCUAAAGCUUUUCAUCAGGAUUAACCUCGGGCUAAAGAGGAGAAUAAAGAUGCUGAA